Staurois parvus is the source of this 655-nucleotide messenger RNA. The record is from the annotation of a GenBank genome assembly. Lineage: Eukaryota; Metazoa; Chordata; Amphibia; Anura; Ranidae.
AGAUGUCAGCUCAGUCAUGUGAUCAACUGUGUCCAAUCACAGCAUGUAAACAGGGUAAUGCCGGUUAUCGCCAUUUCUCUCCUCACGAGCUGUCACGCUGACAGAGGAGAGCCGGUAAUCGGCACUGAUCAUCAGGGCACUGGUGAUCAGUGUGCCCUGAUGAUCUGUGUAGCCCCAGCAGUGCCACCUGUCAGUGUCCAUCAGUGCCAGCUCUCAGUGCUCAUCCAUGCCACCUGCCAGUGCCCAUCAGUGCCCAUCUGAGCUGCCUUUCAUUGUCACCCAUAAGUGCCAGUCAGUGCCACCUAUCAGUGUCAUAUAUCAGUGCUGCCUUUCAGUGCCCAACAGUGAUGAUUAUCAAUGCCCAUCAGUGCCACCUACCAGUGCCUCCUCAUCAGUGCCAUAUAUCAGUGCUGCCUUUCAGUGCCCAUCAGUGAUGAUUUUCAAUGCCCAUCAGUGCCACCUACCAGUGCCUCCUCAUCAGUGCCACCUAUCAGUCUCCAUCAGUGCAGCCUAUCAGUGCCCAUCACUGCAGCCUCGUUAGCGCACAUCAGUGAAGGAGAAAAAUCACUUAUUUACAAAAUUUUAUAACAAAAACUAAGAAAAAACUUUUUUUUCAAAAUUUUCAGUGGUUUUUGGUUUGUUUAAGAAAAAAUAA